Messenger RNA from Heterocephalus glaber (naked mole-rat), 4095 nucleotides. The record is from RefSeq and is a predicted model, not a curated record. Lineage: Eukaryota; Metazoa; Chordata; Mammalia; Rodentia; Bathyergidae.
CCGCUACGCCCCGCCCCUGGCGCUUAUCUCAGCCAGGCAGGCGGCACCACGCCUUCCGCCCUGGCCAGGCCCGGGACCAGCCUCUGUAGGUCCAGAUGUCCAGAUCUCUGCUAGCAGCGGAGCAGCCAGCAGUGGAGCAGCCUCCCGUGACACCAGCGCUGCGUCCCGGGCUCGCCCCGCGAAAGGCAGAAACUCUCCAGAUGUCUUCCAGUAAUGACCAGUUUUGUAUCCUGUUGUCACAAAGAAACAUCAAUGGUCUCCCUGGGAUGACCUCCAGUGACCUGAAGACAUGCACCAAAGGGGCUGUUUUAAGUUUUCAUAACAUCUGCUAUGGAGUAAAAGUGAAGAGUGGCUUUCUACUUUGGCAGAAAAUAGUUGAGAAAGAAAUAUUAUCCAAUGUCACUGGGAUCAUGAGACCUGGCCUCAAUGCCAUUCUUGGACCCACAGGUUCAGGCAAAUCUUCGUUGUUAGAUGUCUUAGCUGCAAGGAAAGAUCCACAUGGAUUAUCUGGAGAUGUUUUGAUAAAUGGAGCACCUCAGCCUGCCAAUUUCAAAUGUAAUUCAGGUUAUGUGGUACAAGAUGAUGUUGUGAUGGGCACGCUGACAGUGAGAGAAAACUUACAGUUCUCAGCAGCUCUUCGGCUUCCAACAACCAUGACAAAUCAUGAAAAAAAUGAAAGGAUUAACAAGGUUAUUAAAGAGUUAGGUCUGGAUAAAGUGGCAGAUUCCAAGGUUGGAACUCAGUUUAUCCGUGGUGUGUCUGGGGGUGAAAGAAAAAGGACCAGUAUCGGAAUGGAGCUGAUCACGGAUCCUUCUAUCUUGUUCCUGGAUGAGCCCACGACUGGAUUAGAUUCAAGCACAGCAAAUGCUGUCCUUUUGCUCCUGAAGAGGAUGUCUAAGCAGGGACGAACAAUCAUCUUCUCCAUUCAUCAACCUCGAUAUUCCAUCUUCAAGCUGUUUGAUAGCCUCACCUUAUUGGCUGCAGGAAAGCUAAUGUUCCAUGGUCCUGCACAGGCAGCUUUGGAGUACUUUGCCUCAGCAGGUUACAGCUGUGAACCCUACAACAACCCUGCUGACUUUUUCCUGGAUGUGAUUAAUGGAGACUCCUCUGCUGUAGCAUUAAACAGAGAGGAAGAAGAUGCUAAAGCCAAUGGAACUGAAGAGCCUUCUAAAGGAGAUAAGUCAAUCAUAGAAAAAUUAGGUGAAUUCUAUGCCAAUUCCUCCUUGCACAGAGAUAUGAAAGCUGAAUUAGAUCAACUGUCAAGUGGUCAGAAGAAGAAGAGAAACUUAGUCUUCAAGGAGACCACCUAUGUCACCUCCUUCUGUCAUCAGCUGAGAUGGAUUGCCAAGCGUUCAUUCAAAAACCUACUGGGCAAUCCCCAGGCCUCCAUAGCUCAGAUCAUUGUCACAGUUGUACUGGCACUGGUUAUAGGUGCCAUUUACUUCAGGCUAGAAAAUGACAGUACUGGAAUCCAGAAUAGAGCUGGGGUGCUGUUCUUCUUGACAACCAACCAGUGUUUCACCAGCGUAUCAGCUGUGGAGCUCUUUGUAGUGGAGAAGAAGCUCUUCAUACAUGAGUAUAUCAGUGGAUACUACAGAGUGGCAUCUUACUUCUUUGGAAAAUUAUUAUCUGAUUUAUUACCAAUGAGGUUGUUGCCAAGUGUUAUAUUUACUUGUAUUCUGUACUUCAUGUUAGGAUUGAAACCAGUGGCAGAGGCUUUCUUUAUCAUGAUGUUUACCCUUCUGCUGGUGGCUUAUACAGCCAGUUCCAUGGCACUGGCCAUAGCAGCAGGUCAGAGUGUGGCCUCCGUAGCAACCCUUCUCAUGACCAUCUCUUUUGUGUUUAUGAUGCUCUUUUCAGGUCUGUUGGUAAAUCUCAGGACCAUUGCUCCUUGGCUGUCAUGGCUUCAGUACUUCAGCAUUCCUCGAUAUGGCUUUACAGCUUUGCAGUAUAAUGAAUUUUUGGGACAAGACUUCUGUCCAGGACUCAAUACAACACAAAAUGAUACCUGUGGCAACAGCUAUGCAAUAUAUAUCUCCUUCCAUAAACAGUUCUGUGAAGAACUAACCAGUCCUUAAGGCCCUUUGUGUGCUGUUCCAGGGGAUGCUGCUGAUGAACUUCCUGCAUCAAGGUUCACAGCUAAUUCUGCCUUGAAGUUUUAGAAGAGACUUUGACUUGGACUUUGACUUUGGAAAAAUGUUGUUUGAAAAAAUGAAAUACUGAAGUUUGGUGAAGGGAUUGUUGUACUCUUUAUUGUAUGCAGGAUAGUUUUAAUAUGUUAGAUCCAAUUAUUAGCUUGUUACAGUGUUUAUUUGGAGACUAAGUGUGGAUUUAGGAGAUGUGUUUGGAUGUCAAGUUGACCUGGAGUGGAAUGUAUUGGUUAAUCUUAACUGUGUCAAUUUAAUUGCUUUGUGAAUCACCUAGGAGAUUAGUAAAACACACUCUGGGUAUGUCUGGGUGCAUCAUGGAGGUGUGACCUUGGGUACAAUUUAUUGUUCCUGGCUUCUUCCCCUCUCUCACUGUUCCUCUGCUCUGCUUCCUUUCUGCAAUGAACUAAGCAGAUUUAUUUCACUUCACAUUUUUGCCAUAAUGUUUCUGCCCUGGACUCUUUGAGUAUGGACUGAAUCAUUUGAAACCAUGAGCAAAAUUGAACCUCUUCUCCUUUGAAUGGUAGGUAUUGGGUAUUGUGUCCUACUGGCAGGAAACAAGACUGACAUGUUCAUAGUGUCUUGGCUGCUCACUGCAGACAUCUGCUUACUCAUUCCAGCAUGUGCAUAUGCAUUGGCUUACCUUCCAUGGCUCUAAUGGGUAAGGGUGCUUCUCACAGACCAGGCAGUGACAUCUAAAGUGGAUACAGAAAGAUGAAUCAUCUGGAGAGUCUGUGAGGUGUCUGAAGCUCUUGAGGGAAGUUGAGCCCUCCUCUUCUGUGUCAGUAUAACAUUUCCUUAUAUACAUUACAAUAUCAGCUGAAUUAAUUUUUUGCAUUAGUGAAUUGUCAUAUUCCUUUAUAAAUAUGGAUCACUUUUCAAAAAUUUUUUUCAAUUUCAUUGUUGUGAAAUAUCUCUAAUAAGUGUUCUCUUACUAUGAAGUUUUACUGGUGUCUUUUUCCCAAGCCAUUUCAUUCCUUUAAUCAUAUACACUUUAUUUAUGUUGAUAAAUUGACCUUCACUAAAUUCUUCUGACUGUUUUCUUGGAUCUUUCAAGUGGUAGCAGUAUCAACAGUCCCAUGGCCAGCUAUUUUUUCUGUCAAUCUUUGGCUUUUAAAAAAUUCUAGUUCCAACGUUAGUAUUAGUUUCUUUGUUGUACUUUCACCUUUGCCAGUAAAAAACUAUCACAUGGGUUUAUGACUGUGAGACAAGAAAGCACAACAAGCUUUGCUUUUGCCUGAAUGGGAUAGCAAUGUUAGAGACCAGAAGCAGUGUCAUAGCUGGUCACUGGGUGUGAUACACAUUGGUUACUUAGGUAAUGAUUUGUAGACUCUCAAGAGUCAGCAGUGGAAUUUGUGCUUUAUGCUAUUACUCACAGUUAACAUACUGUGCUAACCAAAAUUGGAACUGUAUUACUGAGGGGUUGGGAUUGACAGAACUUUGGUGUCUAAAAUGCUUGGUCACUAAGUGUAAUGCUUAUCUGUUACUUAAGUAAUGUUUUGUAGACUGAAGAGCCAGGAAUUGUGCUUUGUGUUAUUAUUCACAGUUAAUGUACCAAGAUAACUCAAAUAUGACACAUAUUAGCAAGGGUCAAGUGUAUUAUAAUGUAACUGUGGUAAGUAAACUUUGUACACAUUAAAACUCUGCAGUGUGAAGUGCUUGGAUACACAGUGGAACUUUGCUAAGAUGUGAGAUGUGGAAUUUAGAAUUACAUGAAUUUUAGGUCCCAUCCAAAGAACUUUGUUUUAAGAAGUUCAAGUUUUCCGUUACAUCACAACCCACAAUCUACCUAGUCCCAAGAUUUGAACCAAUAGAAAAACAGCUUGAAGGAGCCACUAUAUCUUGAUCAACAUGAUGUUAAGGAACAAAAUGUAUACUUUGAAUAUCCUUAUGUUUUGUUACGUAAAUUUUACUUCUGAUGCCAAAUAAAGAAAUCACACUGACAAGA